AUGGGCCAACGACUCGGUUCGCACGGCGCAGGCAUGUGGGCUCAUCCGGGAGGCCAUCUUGAAUUUGGCGAGGAGCUUGAAGAAUGCGCUAUACGCGAAGUGGAAGAGGAGACGGGAUUGUGUUUGAGGAAGGAAGAUGUACGGCUUUUAACGGCGACGAAUAGUGUUUUGGAGGGGGAUGGGAAGGAGGGGCAGAAGGAAAGGAGACAUUACGUGACGAUUUGGAUGGUGGGGAGGUGGGAUGGGAAAGGAGAGGGGCCGAGGAAUGUGGAGCCCGAGAAGUGCGCAGGCUGGGAAUGGGUGCGGUGGGAAGAUAUGAAAGAAUAUGCAGAGGGAAAUGGGGAGAGGAAAUUGUAUCAGCCUGUGAACGAUCUUUUAAGGACUAGGGGGGAAGUGUUGCCUCCUCGUUUUGAGUGA
Botrytis sinoallii is the source of this 417-nucleotide messenger RNA. RefSeq lists its product as uncharacterized. Gene Ontology annotation, cellular component: cytosol. The transcript has a single exon. Lineage: Eukaryota; Fungi; Ascomycota; Leotiomycetes; Helotiales; Sclerotiniaceae. Gene Ontology annotation, molecular function: 8-oxo-7,8-dihydrodeoxyguanosine triphosphate pyrophosphatase activity. Gene Ontology annotation, biological process: dGTP catabolic process. The coding region runs from base 1 to 417 and encodes 138 amino acids. The record is from RefSeq and is a predicted model, not a curated record.